Cornus florida is the source of this 2493-nucleotide messenger RNA. RefSeq lists its product as uncharacterized. The coding region runs from base 195 to 2102 and encodes 635 amino acids. Gene Ontology annotation, molecular function: protein binding. The record is from RefSeq and is a predicted model, not a curated record. The transcript has 2 exons. NCBI's taxonomy places the organism in Eukaryota, Viridiplantae, Streptophyta, Magnoliopsida, Cornales, Cornaceae.
UUAUACAUAGGUAAGCCCAUUUUGCUUACUAGCUCUCUUAUGCAAUUUCAUUUCUCCAAUCCUUUUCCCCCUUAACUGAUACUAUCCUUUCCAUUCCCUCCUACUUAUCCAUAUGCAAGUUCAUUUUGCUCACUAGCUCUCUUAUAAAUCUUUACGAGCAUAUAUUUGUAACUUCUCCCCCAUCUUACCCUUCCAUGGAGUCACAGCACCCAAACAAGACAACCAACCACAAGGCUAAAAAGCCAGAGCUCAGAUGCAGCAAGACUUGUUGCUUCUUCUGCACCGUGAACGAACCAUCCUCAUCUCUCAGAAGAACCUAUAUGGCCAAUUACUUCGAAGAAUUGCCUCACGGAGAUGACCAAGAGAACGUACUCGUGUUAAGCAGCCUCUGGAACACCGCCAUGACUCAGCCUGAUGAUCCGGAAUUUCCCUGCCUUGGCAUCUUUGAAUGCAUGGCUAAAUUUAUAGACAGAGGCAUCAAUGAUGAUGACUGGCUUUCAAGAGACCAAAACAUAUACGUCCCUUACUACGCUGCACAUAUUAUUGGCUCCUACACCAUGAACAAGGCUCAAUUCGCGGAGAUGGCAGUUAAAUCAGGUGUGAUACUGCCAUUAUUGGAGCUUUUGCGAGGAAAAAUCAGUUGGGUGGAGCAAAGAGUCGCCGUUAGAGCCCUCGGCCACCUAGCCAGCCAUCAAAGCACAUUUGAAGCCGUUGCAGCUCAUGAAACAGAGAUAAUAAGCUUGGCUAUGGAGAUAGCAUCAACAUGCCUCGACGUGGUUUACCGUAACUUUGUUGGCGUGAAAGAUACUGAAAGAUUGAAGUACCACUGUGAUCUGCUUACAAGAGGGGUUAGAGAGUUAGAAAUAGAGAACAGAAAAGCUGAGGAAUGGGCUAGUCAACUUCAGUACUGGUCUCUCUUUCUCCUAAACUGCUUUGCAUGUAAAGAGAGAUCAUCCAUCAAUCAGAUCUGCAAACAAGGUUUCUUGAAGGACUUGUGUGGCAUGUGGGGCGGACUAGCAAAUCGUGCCUCCCCGGUUGGAAUUGGGCUGAUUAGAACUCUUUGCAACACCAAGAAGGGAAGAAAAAGCAUCGCGGAUUCAAAACAAGUCCUAGAGAGUUUAUGCAAUCUCUCUAGGUCCUCAGAUGAUUGGCAGUACAAGGCAAUUGAGUGUCUUCUUUUGAUUCUUAAAGACAAUGAUACUAGACACAUAGUGUUGGAUAUUGUAAUCCUGUUUCUUGCUGAUUUGGUUGAGCUCAAAAGUGUUAGCCGAGGAAUGGUAAAAGUUGGAGACAGAAUCACACAAACCAUAUUACAGGAUUAUAGUAAAAUCAAAUACGGAAAACUCCAUAUGAAAAGCAAGAGAGCUCGGAGAGCACUGGAAGAGAUAUGGGAGUUGAAGGUGGAGCGAAGAAAGAGAGAGACAUUGAUGUCAGAACAAGAAGUUGGAGAGAGAAAGACUUUGGCGGGGAUGUUGAAACGAGAAGGAAACCAAAGGUUCUGGUCAGGUGACAUCAAACAAGCUGUUGUCAGGUACACAAAAGCCUUGGACUUGUGUCUGCUAAAGAUGAAAAGAGAAAGGACAGUUCUUUACAGUAAUAGAGCUCAAUGUUAUUUGCUUCUUAAAGAACCAGAAUUGGCCAUUAGUGACACAACCCGAGCUCUGUGUCUAUCUGGUGAAGCGAGUCCUCACAAUAAGAGCCUGUGGCGAAGAUCACAGGCUUAUGACAUGAAAGGGUUGGCUAAAGAAAGCUUGAUGGACUGCUUCAAGUUUAUCAAUGGGCGCAUCAAAUUGGAGGCUGAUAGAAGGAAUACAACGAUCCCAUAUCAUGCUGCACACAUGAUUAACAAGCAGAUGAAUGCCACUUGGAUUUUUGCUGCUGCCAAAUCAAAGACAUAUGGCAAUCACGAAGUCAUACAACAAUCAAAGGGCAAGGAUCAAGUCAACGAUAUAAGUACAAGAAAGACGAUGGAAAAGAAGGAUUUUCUAGGUAUGUCCAACAUGGUAGAGGAAUCCUUGGUGAAGAAGGGACAGAGGUGGAAAAAGCAAGAAAGCCGAGCACAGAGAAGGAAAUGUAAAUGUGUUGGUAUUUUUGCUCGCUGAGACACUCCAAUGAGGGGAAGAGGAACUACGAACUGCUGAGCAUUGAAAAAGGAAAAUGAUUUUGAUACCAAUGAGUUUGGCCAAAAAAGAGAACCAAGUCCCUCACGAGCCUUUCAUGGUUUAACGGAGGCUUGGUUAAACCUUUGAUGGUAUAACCGAGCCCAAGUCCCUCAUGAGCCUUUGAUGGUUUAACCGAGCCUCCGUUAAACCAUCAUAGGCUCACAAGGGACUCGGUUCUCUCUUUCGGCCAAACUCUUCAAUCCAACUAGCAAUACUUUUAAAAAGAGGGUGGGGGCAAAAUUUUGAUUUGACCAAUAUAGACCAUGUGAUGUACGUAUGGGUUCAAUAUCAUGAAGCUCAUUAUGUUUUUAAUGUCUAUGUUCAAAGUCUU